This is a messenger RNA of Ogataea haglerorum, 1428 nucleotides long. RefSeq lists its product as uncharacterized. Gene Ontology annotation, cellular component: checkpoint clamp complex. NCBI's taxonomy places the organism in Eukaryota, Fungi, Ascomycota, Pichiomycetes, Pichiales, Pichiaceae. Bases 1 to 1428 code for a protein of 475 amino acids. The transcript has a single exon. Gene Ontology annotation, biological process: DNA repair; DNA damage checkpoint signaling. The record is from RefSeq and is a predicted model, not a curated record.
AUGCCCCUCGAAAGAAUCCAGUUUACUGCUUCCACAAGCAAUAUCGUGCCCAUCUACCAGCUGAUCUCGUCGAUAUUGCCUUUUGGAGGAAGCUGUUUACUGAACAUCACGCAAAGCGGGCUCUGUUUCAGCGUCGUCGACAAUAAUAUCUGCAAAGUGUAUCUCACCUUAGACAAGCGACUUUUCAGCAGUUUCCAGUUUUAUCCGAUCCAUGUCAAAAAAGAGCGCAUAUUACUCUCAGACGAAGAAGAAAGCGCCACCGACGACGACGCUGAAUCUCCAGACUUGAGGCAGAGCGUUUCUGUCCAUCUCGAUCUCAAAUCUCUGAUCGAGACAAUCAAUAUUCAUAUCCCGGGCGACAAAGAUAAUCCCGAACUGCGCACGAAAUGUAUUUUGAGCUACAAGGGCGAUGGUUCUCCGUUCAUACUCACCUUCGAGGACGACUUCAUCGUCGAGCGCUGCGAGUUGACGACUCUAUUUAUUGAUCCCGCCGAUUUCGAGUCUGAAAUUACAGACUCUCAAACGGGAUCUACUUAUUUUCAGCUUGACUCGUCCCAAAAGGUUAUGGAACUUACCCUGCAAUCGUCUCUGGUCUACGACGCUCUAAAAGACAUGAAGGAUUUAGGUACCGAGGAACUGAUUCUUUACUGCUCCAACAUGCAGUCGGAACAUCAAAGGAAACUUGUCUUGAUUUCCAAAUCUGGAGAUGCAUCGAUAGGGUAUUCCAAGCUGGUACUUCCUUCAAGAAAGCCGUUUUUGAAAGAUAUGCAAUUAUACAAGCCGGAGCUCGUCAAUGAGGAGCAGAGUCAUAUGGUCGUCUCUUCCACGACGAUCUCCUCCUUCUAUAACUUCAACUACUUUGCCAAGAUCCUGAGAGCGAUAAGGUUGUCAAAAUCCAUCAAGAUCCGGAAAGAUCUCGCCGGUCUUACAUCCGUGUCUCUUUUGCUAGGCUCUUCCAGCUUGAAUGGAUCUAACUUAUCAUCCAGCGACGGGAAGAACCUCUUUUUUGGAACGAGCAUUGAGUUCAUCACGCUAGAGUCGCUUGCAAACGAAGAAGCCGAGUACGAGCGCGCAAAACACGGCUACAAUAACCAAUUUGUCGAACAGAUGAUACGAGAGGACGAAAACGUCAAGAUUAUCAAGAUUGCUGGGAACGGCCAGCUUACGACCAUCGAUGACUACUUCCAGUCCGUCACCACGUUAUCAGCAGCCCCAAGCUCCGCGGGAGAGCAAGUGGAUCUGCAAAUCACCAAAGAACUGGCUCAGUCGGUGCUGGGACACAGUCCCGCGCCAGAACCAAUUCCAAAGGAAAACAAAGGAAAGCAGACAAAGAAACGAAAGCUCGAGGGCCGCAAGAACAAUAAGUCGGACAAAGCGGACAGACUACAGACGGUUGGUGGAGCAGUCGAGAUUCCACUAUUUAUCUAG